GACCUCCUAAAAAAUGUUCCAUCCAUCGAAGUGGCCGCUUCCUUCUUCGUCGUAGGGAGAUUCGAAUCGGAGGCCAUUUAUGCGGGCGACGUCGACGAGAUGAAUGAAUCUCCAUCAUGCGCGGCUGCUAAAGCUCGGCCUGGAUCGGGAACCCGUCAAGGCCACCCAGCUCCUCACCGCGUAUGCUAGCCUCCCCUCCGCGGACUCGUUAACCUGCGCCCUCCGCCUCUUCGCCCAGGUCCCCUCCCGCUCCCGCGAUCCCGUCCUCUGGACCGCGCUCCUCUCCGCCUUCGCCCGCUCCGCCCGCCCCACCGCCGCCGUCCGCCUCUUCUCUCGCCUCCCUUCCAUUCGGUCCAACCCCUUCGCCUUCGCCUCAGCUGCCCGCGCCGCUGCCGCCUCCGCGGAGACCGACCCCCGCGUUGCCCGCGCUCUCCACGCCCAGGCAAUACAGCAUGGUUUCCACUCCAAUGUCGUUGUCGCCACCUCCAUCCUCGGCUUGUACUCUAAGAUCAACGAUUUGGACUCGUCUUGUAAGAUGUUUGAUGGAAUGCCUCAGAGAAACGUAAUUACUUGGAAUUCCAUGAUCUCCGGCUAUACCUCUGCUGGAAUGGGUGUCCAAGCGUUAGAUCUGUUCUACAGAAUGAGAUAUAUUGAAUUUGGGUUGGAUGUUGAUGAAUUCACAGUGGCGAGCGGUUUGACUGCCUGUGCUGCGCUUAGUGAUCUGAGAUCGGGCACACAGAUUCAUGGCUUCCUUAUCACGCUAGGGCAUGAGACAGAUACUGCGGUAAUAAAUGCUUUGGCUAACAUGUAUUUUAGAUGCGGGGAAGUGGAGUGUGCUGAGAGAGCGAUGCAGGGGGGAGAAGAGUCUGUAGAGUCUAAGCUUAUGAUGAUCAAAGGCUAUGUCUUUAAUGAGAGGUAUUGUGAUGCCACUAAGAGCAUUCUUUGUCAUAGUGGCGGUUUUAUGGAACUUGUCAAGAUGGAUCAUAGUGUUAUUGUUUCCUUGCUUAAAGUGUGUGCCAAUCUUGGAUUGGUUAAAACUGGGAGGCAGGUUCACGGUCUUCUCCUUGCUUUGGGUCUUUAUGAAAAUUGCUGUUCUUCUGAUGGCAAUGAUGCUAUUCUUGGGAGUGCUUUGAUUGAUAUGUAUUGCAAGUGCUCUAGCAUCAGAGAAGCUCAACAUGUUUUUGGUAGUAUGGGGGACAGGCACGUGUCACAUUGGAACUCAAUGAUCACAGGUUGCAUAUAUAAUGGUUUGAUCAAUGAAGCACGUCAGCUCUUUGAUGCUAUGCCUGACAAAAAUGUGAUCUCAUGGACGGCUAUGAUCUCGGGAUACGUACAGGAUGGAUUACCAAAUGAGGGGCUAAGGUUACUGGCAAGAUUGUAUGGUGAAAGUGGGCCGAUUCGAGGGAACUGCUUCACCUUGGCAAAAGCUCUAGACGCUUGUGGCUGUCUAGUGGCACUACAUGCUGGCAAAGAGAUCCAUGCUCAGGCACUAAGAAUGAUGGCUGGGGAUGGAGAUGAUCAUGUGGUCAUCAAAACUGCUCUUAUUGAUAUGUAUUCAAAGUCAGGAAAUUUGAACUAUGCAAGGAGAAUAUUUGAUAGAAUGGAAAUUAAGAAUGUAGUAUCUUGGACAUCAAUGAUCACUGGUUAUGCUGCACAUGGUUUAGGUUUACAAGCUAUUGGAGUUUUUGAGCAGAUGAUAAGCAUGGGUUUGGAACCAAACGAGGUUACUUUCAUAGCUGUUUUGAGUGCUUGUAGCCAUUGCGGUUUAGUUGAGCAAGGGAUAAACUACUACAACUUGAUGAUGGAGAGGUAUGGUAUCACACCAAGAGUUGAUCACUACACUUGCUUGGUUGAUAUGUUAGGACGAGCUGGCAAGCUUGCAGAAGCUCGGAAGUUGGUGGAAGAGGUAAAAGAUGCUGAAACAAACUAUAACAAAGACAGAGGCAUGGAGAAUGGUAAGGGUGCUUCUAUUUGGGGCGCGUUGCUUGGGGGAUGUAGGUUGCAUGGUAAUGUGGAGAUUGGAAGCAAGGUGGCUAGAAAGAUGCUAGAGAAAAAGCAGCAGAUUUCUGAUACAUAUGUUGCAUUGUCUAAUGUUUAUGCAGCUGCUGAGAUGUGGGAUGAGGUUUACAGAGUUAGAGAAGACUGGAGAAAGAAAGGUGUUUCGAGAGAGGCUGGACAUAGCCAAAUCCAGAUUGGGACUCUUAAGUAGGCUUUUGAAGGGCUCAAAAUUAACAGUUGGUAGUGUGGAUGUCUGAAUCUGAUGUGAAUCUCUGAGAAGGUUGGGAAAAAUUGACUUAUUAAUUCUAUUACAACCAGAUGCUUAUUAUGAUCAGGUUGUCAUGAAACAUGUCACAUGCAGAUUCCAUCAGGUCAUUGUAUGAUUCCAUAAUUGAAAUCAGCUCUGGCAGAUUCUUCUAGACCUAAGUAUUUAUCUGUGAGCUACUAUUGAAUGCUGUCAAGGGACUCAGCAGGUGGAAGGAUCUUUGAAGCACUACCUCAAAACUAUUGAUGAAGAGGUUCUGUUGCGGCUUGUCAUGUCAGAAGCAUGUUUGUCAAAAAAUUUCUCGAAAUGCCACAGCACCAGUCAAGUGAGAUGACAUUGUUACCAUCAUAGUGGUGCUAAUGUCUUCUUCAUCGAUAAUCUUCUUCCAUUUCUUGGCAUAGGCAUAACUUGUCGCAAGAUAUAUUUAUCUCUACACUCAUGUUGAGAGAAGCAGUUGAUCAGAUAAAGAAACAGGAUUAUUGAUUGACAUGCUCUCUCCGACCUCACAAUCAAUAGAUAUUGACGGAUCUGUAAAUGUGGUGCAGCGGCCAAGAGAGGCUUCCGAAGAUGAUGAAGAUGAUUGAGGUGAUGGAUCUUAUCUUUAUUUGCGUGUCCAAAACAUAAGUGCAGGAUCCAUCAAUUUAGUAUAGUUAUUUGUAUCCCUACUGAAGGAAUAGUUGUACGUUAGUUGUAAGCCAAGGUGUAAAUUAGGGUGUGUAUACUCUCAUUUUAGAAGAUAAGGGGGAACAAAUUAAGUUGUGUAAUUUCUUUGCAGCGAGUACAAAAAGCAUCGAGUGGAAGAAAUUAAUGGCUGCCAUGAAAUAGCUAAUUAUGCCAUUCUGUAUUUUCA
Messenger RNA from Elaeis guineensis (African oil palm), 3113 nucleotides. Its product is annotated as pentatricopeptide repeat-containing protein At2g13600. Gene Ontology annotation, molecular function: protein binding; RNA binding. The record is from RefSeq and is a predicted model, not a curated record. Lineage: Eukaryota; Viridiplantae; Streptophyta; Magnoliopsida; Arecales; Arecaceae. Gene Ontology annotation, biological process: RNA modification.